This is a messenger RNA of Scheffersomyces stipitis CBS 6054, 1380 nucleotides long. It is a transcript of the gene RPN5, whose product is annotated as proteasome regulatory particle lid subunit. The transcript has a single exon. Gene Ontology annotation, cellular component: cytoplasm; proteasome regulatory particle, lid subcomplex; nuclear proteasome complex. The coding region runs from base 1 to 1380 and encodes 459 amino acids. NCBI's taxonomy places the organism in Eukaryota, Fungi, Ascomycota, Pichiomycetes, Serinales, Debaryomycetaceae. The record is from RefSeq and is a predicted model, not a curated record.
AUGUCGAGAGAAGACCCCUUAAAGGCCGAGAAGGAUUAUUCGGCCACUUUGGACGAGCAAUUUCCGCUUAUCGAAAAGUUGCCAGACUACAAGACUGCCAUUGACAAGUACUUAGUUUUGGAGAAGCAGACAAGACAAUCGUCUGAUUUGUCGUCUUCAAAGCGAGUUUUGGUCAGAAUAGUCGAGACUCUAGUUUCCAACGAAGAUUGGGAGUACUUGAACGACUUGGUGGUGUUAUUGCUGAAGAAACAUGGGCAAUUGAAAUCGUCUAUUCAGACGUUGGUUAAGACUGUAAUUGACAACUUGGACCAGUUGAACGAAGACAAGAAGAAGGAGUUGGAUUUAAAGAUCAAGUUGAUCGAAACCAUUAGAACGGUGACAGAUAAAAAGAUCUUUGUAGAAGUUGAAAGAGCUAUUGUUUCCAGAACGUUGUCCAAGAUCUAUUUGUCGAAGUUUGAUGACUUGGACAAGGCAGUAGAGAUCUUGUGUGAUUUACAAGUAGAGACGUAUUCGUUGAUGCCUUUCAGCGACAAAGUGGAAUACAUCUUGGAACAGAUCGAGUUGACUUUGAAGAAAGGCGAUUUCGGCCAGGCUAAGAUCUUGAGUCGUAAGAUCUUGCUCAAGGCUUUAAAAGGUUUCGACAAGGCAGAGUUGUACAAGUCCAUUUACUUGAAGUAUUUGAUCGAGAUCAGUAUCCACGAAAACGACUACAUCACCAUAGUCAAGAACACAUUGCUUUUGAUCGAGAUUCCUUUGAUCAAGGACAACAAGUCGGACUACUUGGGAUACUUGGUUUCCAUCGUCUACUACAUCGUCUUAUCUCCCUAUGAUCCUCACCAGAACGACUUGAUCAACAAGAUCAAGAACAACUCCAUUUUCAGCAAGAGCAUCGAUGCCAAGAUCUACAAGUUGUUGGAGAUCUUCACCACCAAUGAAUUGAUACUCUGGUCCAAUAUUGAAUCGUUGUACAAGCAAGACUUCGAGCAGUCGACGAUCUUCAAGCUGGAAACAAACUAUAAGAAUUUGCAGAAGAGAAUUAUCGAACACAAUUUGAGAAUAAUAAAUAAGUACUACCAUUUCAUCAAGUUGGACAGAUUGGCAUACAUGUUGCAAUUGAGUGUGGACGAGCUGGAAAGGUAUGUCAGUGAGUUGGUUAACAAGGGUAUGAUCACGGCCAAGAUCAAUAGACCCCAGGGUAUUAUCAAGUUUCACAAGAGCAAGACUGUUGAUGGAGAUUCCAGAGCUAGUGACAACGAUAUCAACGAAUUGUUGAACGAUUGGUGUUAUGAUAUCGAUAAGUUGUUGGAAGAGGUGGACAGCAUUGGACAUUUGAUCAACAAGGAAGAAAUGAUGCACGGCAUCAAGCAGCGUGCCCACUAA